UUCUUUACCUUAUACGAAGUCGACACCCACAUUCCCAAAAAACUUCCGGUACAAACUGGGCGCAGUACAACAAAAAAGAAACACCUUCUAAGCAAUCACAAUCGCAGACGCAAUCAUGGAGGGCGAGGCACCGACCGAACGUAAAUCUCGCAAAUCCGUUGCUUUCACCGACGAACAAGUCGUAGUAGACGCUGACGGUUCCGUCACCAUGGUUAACGCUACCGAAGAUCCCAAGGAUUCGGCUCAGUCCCACACGCCUCCUGCUGAGGAUCUCCCCCCAGCUGAGGAUGGUGGUCUUGACCUUUCUCUCAUGAAGAAGAAGAAGAAGAAGUCGAAGAAGGUCGACGAUGAUGCCGAUGCCGCCCCUGCCGACGAUGCUGCCCCCGCCGAGGAUGGAGGUCUCGACUUGACCCUGAAGAAGAAGAAGAAGAAGCCCAAGGCUACCAAGGACGACGACUUCACCAAGCAGCUCGAGAAGCUUGAGCUGCAGGAGGGCGCUGAGGAGGCUGAGGAGGAACCUCAAGAGCAAGAGGGUGACAUGCACGAAGGAACUGGCAUUUGGGCUCACGACGAGACCAAGGCCAUUGGCUACACCAUGCUUCUUUCUCGAUUCUUCAGCGAGCUUACCCAGAGGAACCCCGACCACGUUAUGACCGGAACAAAGAGCUACAAGAUCCCCCCACCCCAGUGCAUGCGAGAAGGCAACCGAAAAACUGUUUUCGCCAACAUUGCCGAUAUCUGCAAGCGCAUGAAGAGAACCGAAGAGCACGUUACUGCCUAUCUGUUUGCUGAGUUGGGUACCAGUGGUUCAGUCGACGGUAGCCGAAGACUGGUUAUCAAGGGUCGUUUCCAACAGAAGCAGAUCGAGAACGUCGUCCGAAAAUACAUCAUUGAGUACGUCACUUGCAAGACCUGCAAGUCUCCCGACACCGAGCUCAACAAGGGUGAGAACCGUCUGUACUUCAUUACUUGCAACAACUGUGCUUCUCGACGAAGUGUCACUGCUAUUAAGACCGGUUUCUCCGCCCAGGUUGGCAAGCGAAGAAAGAUGCAGGGUUAAGCAACCCCGCGUCUUUCUUCCUUUCUCUCAGUUCUGUCCCCACUCACUGCCAACAACGUCCUUGGCCUGUGGGUGCUGGGUGGUUACGUUUGUCUUGGCGGUGUUUUAUCUUGGCUGCGCAGCUGACUCUACGCUGAAAACGAACAAACGGUUUUCUUUUUGAGCUGCGUAGUCUCGACGAUGGAUACAGAUUUCGCACUUUUGGAUGAGGCUCCGCUGCCUUCUCCAUACGAUCUGGUCCCUAGGGUCAAAAGGAGUGAUGUCGGACUCGAUUAAUUAUGAAAUCGAGUGCCGGGGUUAUGAUGUUGGCGUAUGGAUUAUGUACAUGAUGCCGGAAUGAAACAAGACUGCAGCCAAACAAAA
Messenger RNA from Fusarium graminearum PH-1, 1423 nucleotides. RefSeq lists its product as uncharacterized. Gene Ontology annotation, biological process: translational initiation; formation of translation preinitiation complex; formation of cytoplasmic translation initiation complex. The transcript has 4 exons. The record is from RefSeq and is a predicted model, not a curated record. Bases 116 to 1060 code for a protein of 314 amino acids. Gene Ontology annotation, cellular component: eukaryotic translation initiation factor 2 complex. Gene Ontology annotation, molecular function: translation initiation factor binding; translation initiation factor activity; mRNA binding. NCBI's taxonomy places the organism in Eukaryota, Fungi, Ascomycota, Sordariomycetes, Hypocreales, Nectriaceae.